Messenger RNA from Camelina sativa (false flax), 2671 nucleotides. The record is from RefSeq and is a predicted model, not a curated record. NCBI's taxonomy places the organism in Eukaryota, Viridiplantae, Streptophyta, Magnoliopsida, Brassicales, Brassicaceae.
ACCGUCUCUGUCUUCUCUCACGAGGUGCCAGUAUCUCUCCCCCCUGUAAUGUAAUAAUAACCCAACCCAAAAAAAAAAAAGAACUUCCAUUGAACUGUUCAAGAAAGCUUCUAACUUUCUAAAGCUCAAAUCCUUCCUUCCUUCUCUCUCCUAUCCGUAUCGCUCUCUCUCUCUCUCUCUCUCUCUCUCUGUAGAGUAUUAAAUAUGUAAUGUAAUAAUGAGAGUAAAUACAGAAACUGUUCAUGGAGUAUAUUACAUCUCUCUGUUCAACUCCUUUUGUCAGGAGAAAACUAAAGAGAUGAUUAUGAAGAAAUUGCUAUAAGAAGAAACCUAAACCCACCCAUAUUUAAAAAAAAAAAAAGAAGAGAGAAGUUUUUUUUAUUGGUAGAUCUAUUAUAUAUUUAUUCUUAUUUUCCUUUUGGGGAUUUUAUUUUUAUUUUGUUCCUAAUUGAGAGAGAAAGAAAAAGAGAUGAACAAUCUGAGUUAUCUUGAACCAGAUUACUCUGAGUUUGUUGAAGUUGAUCCUACUGGAAGAUAUGGAAGAUAUAAUGAAGUUCUGGGUAAAGGAGCUUCAAAGACUGUUUACAGAGCAUUUGAUGAAUACGAAGGGAUAGAAGUAGCAUGGAACCAAGUGAAGCUUUACGAUUUCCUACAGAGCCCUGAGGAUCUUGAGAGGCUUUACUGCGAGAUUCAUCUCCUCAAGACUCUAAAACACAAGAACAUUAUGAAAUUCUACACUUCCUGGGUGGAUACAGCCAAUCGAAACAUCAAUUUUGUUACUGAAUUGUUCACUUCUGGCACCUUGAGACAGUAUAGACUCAGGCAUAAGAGAGUAAACAUAAGAGCGAUGAAGCAUUGGUGUAGGCAGAUCUUGAGAGGCUUACAUUAUCUUCACAGCCAUGAUCCUCCUGUGAUCCACAGGGAUCUCAAAUGUGACAACAUUUUCGUUAACGGGAAUCAAGGAGAGGUCAAGAUUGGAGAUCUCGGCCUUGCUGCCAUUUUAAGAAAGUCUCAUGCUGCUCACUGCGUUGGGACUCCUGAGUUCAUGGCACCUGAAGUUUACGAAGAAGCGUAUAACGAACUGGUAGAUAUAUACUCGUUCGGUAUGUGCAUUUUGGAGAUGGUCACGUUUGAUUACCCGUACAGCGAAUGUACUCACCCUGCUCAGAUCUACAAGAAAGUUAUGUCGGGCAAGAAACCGGAUGCAUUAUACAAGGUGAAAGACCCUGAAGUUAAAUGUUUUAUCGAGAAAUGCUUGGCCACCGUAUCCCUCAGAGUCUCUGCUCGUGAAUUACUAGAUGACCCUUUUCUUCGAGUAGACGAUGGUGAAUUUGAUAUGAGAUCGGUUGAUAUGGAUGAUUCGGUCGGGCCACUUGUUAGGCAGCCGCAUCAUCUUCCUGACUACUACAACUACCCUUCAAAUAGUAGCUCUUUGAAUCGUCAGUACUCAAAUGGUUAUAGUAGCCCCAACGAGUAUCAGAACGGGUGGGCAUAUAAUCCAGCUGAGGCAGAGGAGACUCACGGAAUCGAACUCUUUGAAUGUCGAAACAAUGAUGAUCAAGAAGAUGACAAGACAUCUGGUAAUGUUGAUAUAACCAUCAAAGGGAAGAGAAGAGAUGAUGGUGGCUUAUUCUUGCGUCUUAGGAUCGCCGACAAAGAAGGACGUGUCCGAAACAUUUACUUCCCAUUUGACAUCGAGACAGACACGGCAUUGAGCGUUGCAACAGAGAUGGUAGCGGAACUAGAUAUGGAUGAUCACGGAGUCACAAAGAUCGCCAAUAUGAUUGAUGGUGAGAUAUCUUCUCUUGUGCCCAGGUGGAGACCGGGCCCUGAAUUCGAAGAAUGUCUUGCGGCUGCAGCGGCAGCAAAUGCUGCAAGCAUUUGCAACAACUGCGUGUCGAACCGCACCUCAAUGGGGUCGGUGAUGGAUUUCUUGAGGACCAAUCCUGGUGCGAAUGUGAUACAAUGUUGCAGAAAUGGGUGCGGAGAGACUCAUGGCCGGUUUGAAGAGAUCACGAUCAGAGAAACCGAGGUGCGUCUUAGAGAGCUAUGGAAGCUGCAGCAACAGCAGGAAAGCCGUGAGCUAAGCUCAAUAGACUCAGGGCAAAACCACUCUGAAGAAGAAGAAGAAGAAGAGGAAGAAGAGGUAUAUGAAAACCCUGAAAACACGUUUUCUUGCGAGGCAGGUAACGGAAUAAUAAACCAUUCUGGAUCCUUCUCGUUUAUACCAUCUAAAUACUGCGACGAGGAGGUAUACGAGAAAACCGAAAAUCAGGUCCAACAAGAUUUGAGAUGGCUUAAAGCCAAAUGCCAGAUUGAACUCAGAGACAUUCAAGAUGAGCAAUUACAAACCCGGUGGCCGGAAUCCGGAGAAGAGUCGGAGAUUUUUCCUUUGGGUUCGGUUUCAGGGAUGGAAGGAGAUAAGGUGAAAGAACAACAGAUGUAUGGAGGAAGAUUGGUACCAAAGUGUCUUAAAAGGACAACUUCACUUCCUGUUGAUGCCAUUGAUUCUUGAUUAUUACGUAGUGUUUUCUUCAUGUAUACAUAUAUAUUGUUUGCUAUUAUAAGUCUUUUUACAUUGUAAAAACACACAAGUAUACACUUAAAAGAGAUCCAUCCACUUCAAAUUCUUUUGGGGUUGUUUGUACAAUAAUGAAUACCCUUCGAUCUA